Pecten maximus is the source of this 1290-nucleotide messenger RNA. Its product is annotated as splicing factor 3B subunit 6-like. The record is from RefSeq and is a predicted model, not a curated record. Gene Ontology annotation, molecular function: mRNA binding. Lineage: Eukaryota; Metazoa; Mollusca; Bivalvia; Pectinida; Pectinidae. The transcript has 4 exons. Gene Ontology annotation, cellular component: nucleus; cytoplasm; ribonucleoprotein complex. Bases 70 to 447 code for a protein of 125 amino acids.
UUUAUGCCUAACUGUAGGCAUUAAAGCUUCAUAUCUACAGAGACUGAAUCGUUUACUACUUUCAGCACGAUGGCGUUGAACAGAAAGGGAAAUGUCCGUCUGCCCCCAGAGGUCAACAGGAUUCUUUAUGUCAGAAAUUUACCGUACAAAAUAACAGCCGAGGAAAUGUAUGAUAUCUUUGGUAAAUAUGGAGCCAUUCGACAGAUCAGAGUAGGGAAUACUCCAGAAUCCAAAGGGACAGCGUUUGUAGUCUAUGAAGAUAUCUUCGAUGCCAAGAAUGCGUGUGAUCAUUUGUCCGGGUUUAACGUUUGUAACCGAUACCUCGUUGUGCUGUAUUACCAAUCUAAUAAGGCUUUCAAGAAAUUGGACGAAACAAAGAAAAAAGAAGACAACGACAGAAUGAAACAAAAAUAUGGACUUAGUACGCCAGAUAUUAAUAAAAAAUGAAGUGUAAACUACUCAAAAACAUCUGUGUCACAUAGCCUUUCAUCAAGUCUGAGGAUUUCAAUGGAGUCACAACUUGCUUAGAGAGCAAGAAAAAUAUGAUGUAUAUAUCUAUCUCGGCACAAAUAUGCCAUCAUCCCAAAAAAUUAUCGAAUCUAGAAUCACCUGAUUAAAAUUCAAAUAUUAAAGGUGGAGUCAUGGGAAAACAAUUGUCAUUUUAAAAUUAAUUUAGAAUUUUGAAAUUAAAAUGUCUAUCUUGUAAUAAGUAUGAAGUUUCCAUGACCUGAUAAAGCCAAGGAUUUUUUUUUUUUUUUUGUCAGAACUUUUUAGAAACCAGUACAUAAUGUAUUUGAGGGCAAUUCCAGUAAAAUAUCUACCCAAUGGGAAGACUCUUAAGUUUUUCAACCAGGGACCAUCAAUUGGAACUGUACUAUAUAAAUAGGUCGUAUUUUCUCCAGCACACACCAUGUAAAGAAUGUUCUUUAUUCCAGGAGUCCUCCUGAGAUAUGUAUUUAACUGAAACAGCACAAAGGUACUGUGGGUCCAAAUUCAUGUUCAAUUUGACAAAAUUAUCUCCAGACAAAUUGUUGCUAGGCUGUUGUGUAGUGAAAGUUGGAGUGGAAAAAGAAUGUGUGAUAUUUUGUGUGCUAGAAAUAAUGCUAAAGAUAGGAUGUAUUUUAUGUAAAUGUAUUUUGUUUGUUAUUGAGGAAUAAUCUGGGUAGAAUUUACUGGUUGUCUCGUUGUCACAAAUCCCCUCCACCUAAAUAUGUACAUAAUUGAAAUUCUAAAAUAGUCGCUUGUUACAAAAGCUGCGUAAAUACUUCUCUUCCAUCAAUUGAGAAAGUU